Molecule: messenger RNA, 3147 nt
Organism: Fonsecaea multimorphosa CBS 102226
Lineage: Eukaryota; Fungi; Ascomycota; Eurotiomycetes; Chaetothyriales; Herpotrichiellaceae
Exons: 1
Coding region: 1-3147 (1048 amino acids)
Biological process (GO): transcription preinitiation complex assembly; transcription by RNA polymerase III; DNA-templated transcription initiation
Cellular component (GO): transcription factor TFIIIB complex; nucleus; transcription preinitiation complex
Molecular function (GO): RNA polymerase III general transcription initiation factor activity; RNA polymerase III type 3 promoter sequence-specific DNA binding; TBP-class protein binding
Source: RefSeq, a predicted model, not a curated record
AUGCCGCCCAAGCCACCCCCACCCAAGCCUCGGGCAGGCCAACACCGCCGGCCCAACUAUCACGGUCGCAUCGACGGCCUGGGCAGUCCGGCACCAAGUUCUCUGCGAGCGUCAACCCCUACACUCGUGCGAGCACCCACACCAGUCAGCCAGCCUCCGACUCGGGCAAAGCCUCUGUGUCCCAAUCCCGACUGUCCUGAUCGGACAAAGGUCGUCUACAGUGACCAAGGGCUCGUCUGCGAGAGUUGUGGUGCCCUUGUACAGGAAGAAUCCGGCCUUGUCAGCGAGCAGGGAUUCGGCGAGACAGAGUCUGGGCGUAUUACUGCCCUUGGUGUCCAGAUUGGUGAAAACCAGUCUCAUCAGAGGAGUUUUCAUGGGGGCAAUUUCACAAGUGCUGGCCGCGAAGCUCCACUGAAUCGUGAACGCUCAAAGGCCCAAGCCAAAAACGUCAUGGCUUCGUACAUUGCCUUCUUUGGUAUCCGACUUUCCGAGGUCGAAUCGGCCGAAAAACUCUUCGAACUCGCAAACACUGUUGGCUUUAUCCAAGGAAGAACCAUUGAGAGUGUGGCCAUCGCCUGUCUCUAUGCCGCUUGUCGACGCAAGACCGAGCAGGUCGAGGGGCAACCCAGACCCAUGUACAGCCUCAUGUUGAUUGACUUCGCUGAGAAAAUGAACAUGGAUGUCUUCGCCCUGGGCAGGGUGUACCAGGACCUCAUCAAAAAGUUGUAUCUCUCUCGUGGAUUUGGUUAUCGUGGGGAUCGCUCUUCCGAGUUUUGGGGCAUGGAUCCGGCCACGCUUGUACCUCGGUUUGUCGACGAGCUGGAUUUCGACAAGCACGAUCGGGACAAAAUCAAACGCGAUGCUAUCAACAUCGUCAAGAGAAUGAAGCGCGACUGGAUUGGCCACGGCCGUAGACCUUCGGGUGUCUGUGGUGCUGCCGUCAUCCUAGCUGCCCGGAUGAAUAAUUACCGUCGCACCACACGAGAGGUGGUACUGACAGCAAAAGUCACCGAAAUCACCAUCAACAAACGACUCGAGGAAUUCCAUGACACGCAGGCCAGUAAGCUCUCCGUCACCAAGUUCAGGAGCGAAGCGAUCCCCAAGAUCGGCGAACCGCAUCCGCUCGACGAGCAGCAUCCUCCUGUCAUCAAACAAGCACUGAACCCCAAACCGAAAAACAAGAAGAGAGGCCGGCCAAGAAAGAAUCCUCUUCCAGAAACCGCCACUGAAAUUGAAGCAGAUGCUACGACAAAUCCUGGAUCUCAGGCUGCCCAGGAAUCGGAUGAAGCGCAACCUCCACCAGCAAAGCGAGUCCGCAUUGACGCGCAAGGCUACAAGAUUCCAGAGAUCCCAGCUCGACGGACUGUAAUUGAUCCAUCCCUAACUCCCAGCGAAACACCUUCAUCAACACAGGAUGACGAGGUACAGGGGGACUCCGACUCCGCCCGCCCUCGACAACGGAGACACAAAUCGGCGCACUGGAAAGCACCGCCUGCAUCAGCCGCCGAAAUUGCGAUUGAGAAUGAAAUUGAAGAGGGCAUUGCAGAAGCACUACGAGACAAUCCGGAACUCGAUCCAAACUAUCAGCCCCCAGAUGAAGCGCAAGAACGAGCGCAACAGCCCAAUGGCGGUCAGUCUUCUGAAACAGGAGGAGCACAAGGACAACAACCAACCACGAUAGAUCUCACGGUCGAUCCAACUCAAACCGUUCCCCCACACCCGCGAGACAAGAGAGCUGGACCACCGUGCAACACGAAAAUCGGCAACCUCGGCCUCGUCUCCCUUUCUCCAACUCUCAAGGCUGCAGAAUUCGACUCCGAUGAAGACGUCUCUAUGUGUCUCUUGUCUGAGCAAGAGACCCGCGUCAAAGAGAGAGUGUGGGUGAGUAUGAAUGCCGAUUGGUUGCGACAGGAUCAUGCGAAGAGGAUAAAGAAAGAGUUGAAGGAGGCAGACAUGAGAGCGAGGGGCCUGGACCCGGAGCAAGAGGAGAGGAGAAAGAAAAUGGAAAGGAUGAGAAGAAAGGAUGGGACGAAGAGACCGGGACGUAGGGGGGAUGUGAGCUAUUUGAAGGAGCACCGGGAGGGGAGAAAAAGAGGCAAAGACCAGGAAGGCCAGGGGCCAGGUGGGGAAGGUGACUUGGAGGGCGCGGAGGUCGAGAAUGAAGGCGGCGAAGAAGGGGAAGGGGAAGAAGACCAAGACAACACCACCGUCGGCGGAACAGAAAGAAGCGCCGCCAAAUCCAUGAGACUGAUGCUCAUGAACCGCAGGACCUUUUCACGGCGGAUCAACUAUGACGCCCUCGAAGCCAUCUACGGAAUGUCGUCGACCAGCGAGGACAGCGAGUCGCGCAGCGCGACCGGCGAGGCUCGAAGCCGCAGUCAGAGCGUGGCACAGAGCGAGGCCACUACCGCGACCCCGGGCCCUUCUGGCGGCGGCGAGCGGGAGCGGCGGGAAGAAAGCAGGGAAAGCAGUGUCGUAAGCACUGCUACCGUCACUACCAUUGGUCCAUCGGCAAUCUUUCGCGGAAAUGUGAGGAAAAGCUCAAGUCUUGCUGCGGAAAAGAGGGAGAAGAAGAGACGGGAGAGACAGGACUUGCAGAAAGCGGGGCUUGCUCGUGGAGGAAGUCAAGGCAGCGAUCGCGAUGUGAGCAGGUCGGCGUCACGGAGUCGAAGUGUGAGCACACCUGCUACCGAUGGAGAGGGAGAGGACGACGAUGCGAGAGAGCGCGAAGCCAGCGGGCCCAGUCCUCAGCCUGAAUCUGGACCCGCAUCCCGACGCCAGCCGCAGCAGCAGCAACAACUUCCCUCUCCACCGAGAACACAGUCGCAAUGGAUUCCUGGGAUCCCUGAGAUAAAGACGUCGGUAGUGGCUCCCUCGUCCUCGAUACCGCAAGUCCGAGUUACGGGGAGUAGCUCCGCGUCGACGUCGGCACACCAGCCCGCCACGAAAAGAGGGGCCAAUACAGCACCCGAGGACGACGAAGAUGAUGAUGACGAGGAAGAAGAAGAGGACGAGGACGAAGAAGCAAGUUACGACUCGGACGACGGCUCAGAUGAGGAUGAGGAUGAGGACGAAGACACUAGUGGUAACCGAGAGGCUGAUGAAGACGUCGACGCAGCUUUUGAGGGACGCUAUGUUGGGAGAUAA